Aaosphaeria arxii CBS 175.79 is the source of this 1670-nucleotide messenger RNA. RefSeq names its product putative MFS sugar transporter protein. Gene Ontology annotation, molecular function: carbohydrate:proton symporter activity. The record is from RefSeq and is a predicted model, not a curated record. Gene Ontology annotation, cellular component: membrane. Lineage: Eukaryota; Fungi; Ascomycota; Dothideomycetes; Pleosporales. Bases 33 to 1670 code for a protein of 545 amino acids. Gene Ontology annotation, biological process: carbohydrate transport; transmembrane transport. The transcript has 2 exons.
CGAAUUUAUACUCGAGGUGGAAGCUUGCUAUCAUGGCUACCGAGAGGAACACCUCCAUCAACCACGAUGAAUCCGAUUUCAAGACCGGAGUUGUGGCAACGGAGGAGAUCGUUGUCCAGCGAAUUACAGAUGACGACCUGAUCAAGAUGUCCAAGGAAGCUUUCCCAAACUUCUGGUGCCAAACAGGAUGGAGGAUCUGCCUGCUCAUGUUCGUUCAAGGCUGCAACCAAGCAGGUUAUGGAGUCGACUGGGCUGUCAUUGGCAACAUCAAUGCUUACGAUAGCUGGCAUAACUACUUCGGCUUUGGAACCAGCGGAUCGACAUAUGGCACUAUCACAGCCCUUAUGCGCAUAGGUUUAGUAUGUGGGGCACCGUUCCUGGCAUUAUCGGAUCGUAUUGGUCGUCGAGGCGUCAACUUCCUGGGAAAUUUCCUCGUUAUUGUUGCUGCACUUUUGCAGGGUCUGGCACCCAAUCUAUCAUGCUUCAUGGCUGGUCGAUUCAUCCUCGGAUUUGGAUCUUCAUUGAUGUCCAGCCCUCAGUACAUCGCUGAAAUUGCCCCUGCACACAUGCGCGGUCGUAUGGUUGGCAUAUUCGGCGCGUGCUUCCAAAUAGGAUCGGUCUGCAUGAACGCAGCUAUGAUAGCCUUUUCAAGAAUGUCUACCGAUAAUAACUGGCAAUGGCGAAUUCCGGUUAUUCUUGAGGCUCUCUUCCCAUUCAUCGUUUGCGCGACCAUUUACUUCUUCACCCCUGAAUCGCCUCGCUACCUUGUGCUCAGGGGACAGAAAGAGAAGGCUAAAGAGACUAUUGCUCGGUACAUGACAACGUCCGGAAGUACUUCAGAGCCUCUUGUUGGCGUUAUCUUGGCGCAAAUCGAAGAGUCACUGGAGACCUCCAAAACCGGUUUCAGACAAUCAUGGAACUUUGCAGUCUUCGUCACCAAACCUGUACGCUUCAGACUUCUUGUUCUAACCCUCUAUUCCUGCUUUCAGAGCUGGAAUGGAGGAGGAAUAGUUUCAUAUUAUUUAACUCCAGCACUUGAGACGAUAGGUGUGAAAGAUACCAUCGACCAACUUGGGAUAUCGUUGGGCCUCACAGCGACUUACUUCAUCUUCACCACAGUAGGAGCAUGGUUUGUAGACUCAUUCAAGCGUCGAACUCUUAUCUUUGCUGGCCUCAUUGGCGUGGUUUUGAUGCAGGUAGCUGCUACCAUCACUUCGUGGCAAUAUAACGUCAAGGCUUCGACGGCUACAUCUGCACUUACGAUUAUGUGGAUGUUUAUGUUCCAGAUCAUAUCAGCUAUGUUCAUUGCGACUAUGCACAACUUGUAUCCGGUUGAGAUUCUUUCGCUCCCCCUGCGAGCGAAAGGAAUGGGUCUCUAUGGUGUCAUCCAGGGUGCAGCUGGUGCCAUUGAAUCUUACGGUAUCUCCAUUGGUAUCAACAAGAUUGGAUACAAGAUCUGGGUGGUAUAUAUUGUGUACAACUGCUUUCAGUUGGUCGCAUCAUACUUUGUAUUCCCCGAAACGAGCAAGCUCACUUUGGAGGAAAUCGAUGCUGUGUUCGAGACUCCUGGAGUCAACCCAGUUAAGAUGUCAUUGAGCAUACAGAAGGCAAAGGUCGAGCAGAGAAGGCUGGACCGGGCCAUGGAGGUCGAGGACGAGGCUACCCGAUAG